AGAUGGAUGACUUUUUCAAGAUGACUGGAUCAGGAAAAACGACACAAAUACCUCAAUUCGUCGCGUACUCAGAUCUACCGCAUACAAAAGGCAAACUCGUAGCAUGUACCCAACCUCGUCGUGUUGCAGCGAUGUCAGUAGCAAAACGGGUGGCGGAUGAAAUGGAUGUCCAGCUUGGUCGACACGUCGGUUAUUCAAUUCGAUUCGAAGACAUGACAGAGCCUGGUACAACUUUCCUCAAAUACAUGACCGACGGCAUGCUUCUCCGGGAAGCAAUGAACGAUCCCAAUCUCGAGCGAUAUUCCACUAUCAUCUUAGAUGAAGCGCACGAGCGGACGCUUGCCACUGACAUCCUCAUGGGUCUCCUGAAAGACCUCGCAAACGCCGUACCCGGCCGUACACAUCCUGUAGAGGUGUUCUACACUCAAGAACCCGAGCCCGAUUACGUGGAAGCUGCUAUCCGAACUGUCCUUAUGAUCCAUCGAGCCGAAGACCCUGGUGACAUCUUACUCUUCCUCACCGGUGAAGAGGAAAUAGAGGAUGCGUGCCGAAAAAUCAAGCUUGAAGCGGACGAUCUGGUAAACCAGGACCCAGACUCCGUCGGCCCUCUAGUUUGUAUACCUCUCUAUUCUUCCCUACCCCCUCAACAGCAACAGCGCAUCUUCGACCCUGCACCUACUCCUCGAACACCCGACGGUCCCCCAGGCCGAAAGGUCGUUGUCUCCACCAAUAUUGCUGAGACGUCCUUGACAAUAGAUGGAAUCGUUUACGUCGUUGAUCCUGGCUUCUCCAAACAGAAAGUCUACAAUCCCCGGAUACGAGUUGAAAGUCUACUCGUAAGCCCUAUAUCUAAGGCCUCCGCCCAGCAAAGAGCGGGUCGUGCGGGUCGUACGAGGCCAGGGAAGUGCUUCCGGCUUUAUACGGAGAAGGACUUCAUGAACGAGCUCGAAGAGCAAACCCAUCCAGAGAUUUUGAGGUGUAAUUUGAGUAAUACUGUCCUGGAGCUUGUCAAAUUGGGCAUCAAGGAUCUCGUACGGUUUGACUACGUUGAUGCUCCGGCUCCCGAGACGCUGAUGCGAGCUUUGGAGUUACUGAACUUCCUCUCUGCGUUGGAUGAUGACGGUAACCUAACGUCCUUGGGUAGUGUGAUGGCAGAGUUCCCGCUCGAUCCUCAGAUCUUGCAAAAAAUGCUUAUCGUCAGCCCAGAAUUCAAGUGCAGCAACGAAAUCCUCACCAUCACCGCUAUGCUUUCCGUACCGAACGUGUGGAUACGACCGCCAAAUGCACGUAACCAAGCCGAUGCAGCAAAAGCCUUACUCACUGUCCCCGAUGGCGAUCAUCUUACCAUGUUGAAUGUCUAUAAUCAAUAUGUUCAAAAUAAGUAUGAGAAGACCUGGCUGUACAACCACUUCCUCUCCGCUCGAGCUCUCGCGCAGGCGGACAACGUCCGUGCCCAGUUAGAGCGAACCAUGGCCAAAUACGAAGUGGAACUGCUUUCACUCUCGGACGAGAAGAAACUAUACCAGAACAUUCGCCAAGUACUUGUUUGUGGGUUCUUCAUGCAAGUGGCGCAUAAAGAGGGAGAAAAGGGAAAUUAUCUCACGGUGAAGGACAAUCAGGUCGUGGCACUUCACCCGUCCUGUGGCCUUGACACUCAACCAGAAUGGGUCAUCUUCAACGAAUUUGUGUUGACGAAGAGACCUUACAUUCGUACGGUAUCCGAGGUUCGCCCUGAAUGGCUAUUAGAGUUUGCGACGAACUACUUUGACCUAUCAACAUUUACCGACGGCGAGACUAAGCGGGCGUUGCAACGAGUGGUGAAUAAGAAAGCAGGCAAGAGAAACGAAGAAGCGCAAAAAGAAUUGAUUACUGUCUUCAGUUGAUG
Desarmillaria tabescens is the source of this 1885-nucleotide messenger RNA. Its product is annotated as P-loop containing nucleoside triphosphate hydrolase protein. The record is from RefSeq and is a predicted model, not a curated record. Gene Ontology annotation, molecular function: helicase activity; RNA binding. The transcript is spliced from 13 exons. Gene Ontology annotation, cellular component: spliceosomal complex; intracellular anatomical structure. Lineage: Eukaryota; Fungi; Basidiomycota; Agaricomycetes; Agaricales; Physalacriaceae. The annotation marks the transcript as partial.